This is a messenger RNA of Pistacia vera, 948 nucleotides long. Its product is annotated as protein FAR-RED IMPAIRED RESPONSE 1-like. Lineage: Eukaryota; Viridiplantae; Streptophyta; Magnoliopsida; Sapindales; Anacardiaceae. Bases 1 to 948 code for a protein of 315 amino acids. The transcript has a single exon. The record is from RefSeq and is a predicted model, not a curated record.
AUGGAAGAUACAAGAAAUGCAAAGGAGGAAUGGGAGCCUAAGCCUGGAAUGAUUUUUGAUUUGCUUGAUAAUCUUGUCCAACACUACAAAAGCUUUGGGAAUAAAAUGGGUUUCGAAGUUAUUAUACGAUCUUCAAAGAAAGGAUAUGAUGGAGAGGUGACAAAUGCGACACUAGCAUGUUCUUGUAUUGGGAAGUCGUGCAGUAACCCCGUAAAUGCUUUUAAAAUGCAUCUAGUGACAAAAACCGAUUGUAAGGCUCAAAUUGGUGCAACUGUAUGUUCUGACGGCAAAUGGAAAAUAUGUUCAGUUGUGUUUGAUCAUAACCAUGAACUCAAUAGUCCUACCAAAAGUAGAUAUUUCAAAAGCAAUCGAAUUAUACAACCAUAUGUAAAAAGAAAGCUUGAAGUGAAUGAUAGGGCUGGCAUUAGGCCAAAUAAAAAUUUCAAUUCCAUGUUAGUGGAAGCAGGCGAUGCUGAGAAUUUUCCUUUUCUACAGAAAGAUUGUAGGAACUAUAUUGAAAAAGUUAGGAGGUUACGACUUGGUGUUGGAGAUGCUUUCGCAAUCCAAAAAGAUUUUUUGAAAAUGCAAAAUGAGAAUUCUAAUUUCUUCUACAUAAUGGAUUUAGAUGAAGAAGGUCGAUUAAAGAAUGUUUUAUGGGUGGAUGCAAGAAGUACGGCUGCAUUUAAAGAGUUCGAUAAUGUUGUGACAUUUGACACUACAUAUGACCAACAGUAUGAUAUGCCGUUUGGUGCUUUUGUUGGUAUUGAUCAUUAUGGUCAUUCAAUACUGUUAGGUUAUGGGUUAAUCUCCAACGAGGAAACAAAGACAUUUGUAUGGCUUUUUCAAUCUUGGCUUGCAUGUAUGUUGAAUUGUGCUUCUAAAGCAAUAAUCACUGAUCAAGAUAAGUUAAUGCAAAAUGCAAUCGAGAUUGUGUUCCCUGGUACAUGA